AAUUGAUUUGGAAAUGGAUCCAGGUGACGUGGAAUGUAAUUCAGUGUAGAAGAAGUUUGCCUUUAGCGAAUCCAACGUGAAACAUGUUUUUUCACUGUUUGGUGGCAAUGUUGCUCUGAACGUUAUACAACUUAGCCAGAUUAUCAGCGUUUUGGAAUGGAACAUAUCCAUCCAAUCACUUCAAGUUUACGGACGGAACAAAUUUUGGGUCUUCGCUAUUUAACUCUUAGUCAUCCGAGCAUCUUAUGGCCCUAUCAAUAAUCGUUCCUUUCGUCAGCAAUGUUGUUUCUUUUGGAGCUCUACACAGAAAACAAGAGUCAGACGGAAAAGCUACUCUCGCCAUCCUUAGCCACAAAGACACGACUUCUAGCAGCCUAGGAUGAUCUCCUAAUAGCAGGGACAAGUGAACUGUAUUCUGAAGAACACCGUCCUUGAACGAGCGUAGAGGUCUUCCAAGAUUGAUUUGACUGUUGGUGAACAGCAGAAGGGUCCUUGCUAUCAACCCGAGAAGGGGUGGUCAGCGUCAAACCUUUCUUGUGAGAGAUUCAGUGUAAAACAAUGCACCAAUCUUUAUCCAAAAUACGGAGCCCUUUUGGGCGGGUGGAGAAGACAUUUGCUCUCUUCAGUACGAGCUCCGUGGCCAAUCAAAAACCCCUCAAAACCAUAAUUGGGUCCCAUGAUUUGGACGAAGAGUUCCAACAACGUCUUACUCACUAUUCCGCUUUCCAACCCUCUCCAUUGUCUAUCAAAGAGUACCUUGAAUUCGGGCAGAACUCUGGGUCCAAGCAAUCAUUUCGGUUUCUUCGCAGAGAAGUGCCCGUGAGACUGGCCAAUAUCAUGAAAGAGUUGCAGUUCCUGCCGAAAGAUCUUCAAGGAACCCAAGGCUGUCGCGAGAUUACAGACCAAUAUGUGCAGAGCUUUCAAGACCUCCUGGCCUUUGAAGGCGCGUCAGAUGAGGCCGAUGAUGUUUUAGAGAAGUUUACCAAUGUGUUGGUCGAUGUUCGAGAGCGGCACUCGGCCACAGUUACCACCAUGGCCUCGGCAGUUCUCGAAGUCAAAGCCAAGUAUUCUCAAUCGGGUAAGAAGGAAGACAAAAAGGCCAAAUUGCCCAAGUUUGAGCGCAACAUCCAGUAUUUUCUGGAUCGUUUGUACACGUCGAGAAUUUCCACUCGGAUGCUCAUUAAUCAACACACUUUACUCUUUGGCGACAAGGUUGAUCAGGGCCAACGAAGUGUUGGUGCCAUUGACCCCAAUUGCUCCGUCAUUCCCAUCGUGGAACGAGCUUAUGAGAAUGCUCGCUUCCUAGCAGAGCAAUACUAUAUGGCAUCCCCCGAGUUGAAAGUGAGAGCUUAUGACAAAUCUUGUGAAAACAGUAAAGCAAUUCCCAUCAAUGAUGAACUGAGCGAGGAGAAAGCAAAUGUGGAAUGCGUGUACGUUCCCUCUCAUCUCUAUCACAUUCUCUUUGAACUAUUCAAAAACGCCAUGCGUGCCACUAUUGAAACAUAUCCAGACUCGUAUGAUCUUCCGCCAAUUCGGGCUUUGAUAGUGAAAAGCAAAGAGGACGUGACCAUCAAGAUCAGUGACCGAGGUGGCGGCAUUCCGCGACGUCUCAAGAAAAAAAUCUUCCAGUAUCUUUACACCACGGCCCCCAACCCUGUAUUGUCUGUGUCUACGGACGAUCCAAUGGCCGCUCAGAUGGGACAGCAAUCAGUUCCUUUAGCCGGAUAUGGUUAUGGUUUGCCAUUAUCCCGUUUAUACGCUCAAUAUUUUGCGGGCAACCUCCAGAUCUACUCAUGCGAUGGGUAUGGCACCGAUGCCGUUAUUUAUCUCCAAGCUCUAGCACGAGAUGCCAAAGAGAGAUUGCCCGUUUACCACGAAACCGGGUCCAAGAAGAUCUACGAGGCCCAAUUAGCGGCCAAUGAUUGGACUGAAUACGAUGGUAGUGUCAUAAAAAAAUAGGAAUCCAGUU
This is a messenger RNA of Tigriopus californicus, 1969 nucleotides long. RefSeq names its product pyruvate dehydrogenase (acetyl-transferring) kinase isozyme 2, mitochondrial-like. Lineage: Eukaryota; Metazoa; Arthropoda; Copepoda; Harpacticoida; Harpacticidae. Gene Ontology annotation, molecular function: pyruvate dehydrogenase (acetyl-transferring) kinase activity. The record is from RefSeq and is a predicted model, not a curated record. Gene Ontology annotation, cellular component: mitochondrion. Gene Ontology annotation, biological process: regulation of glucose metabolic process; protein phosphorylation.